Molecule: messenger RNA, 2460 nt
Organism: Lontra canadensis (Northern American river otter)
Lineage: Eukaryota; Metazoa; Chordata; Mammalia; Carnivora; Mustelidae
Gene: SLCO6A1
Product: solute carrier organic anion transporter family member 6A1
Exons: 13
Coding region: 246-2363 (705 amino acids)
Biological process (GO): sodium-independent organic anion transport; transmembrane transport
Cellular component (GO): membrane
Molecular function (GO): protein binding
Source: RefSeq, a predicted model, not a curated record
UCUCUCUGGGCAACUGUCAGCCUUUCAGGGACGUUUGCUUUCUGCCCAAGGAGAAACGUUCCCCUCUGGAGGCUUGGGCUGCAGGCAGCUCUGGGGGCCACCAGUUCCCAGACGUCCAGACCGGCUGGCCUUUCAGUAGAGCUGGUAGAGCAGGAAACCCCUGGAAGCAACAGGGCACACCUCCUCUGGCCCAGUGCCGCCCUCUGUGAACCAACACCUCAGCCUCCGCAGGCCAUCAAGCCGCCAUGCCAGACGCCCUAGCGGAAGUGGAGCCGAAGGCUGCCCAGCCUCAGGUUGCUGAAAAUCCUUUGGAGACGGAACAGGCAAAGCGCAAGAAAAAACCCAAGCUUUUGAAGAUGGUUCCCACUAGCUUGAUCAAGUUCCACACUUUCCAAAACAAAGAAAAAAGUCAGGCUGGGGCCACAUCCCCCAUUACGAAGAAGCCAAAAGAAAAUUUGGAGGGUCCCUGCGGCUUGGGCUGUAUAGUUAUUUCCAGAUGUCAGCGUUUCAACACGCUCCAUUGCUUCCUGGUUUUCUACUGCCUCCUGAUCACGUCUCAAGGUAUUGUGUUUGGUCUCAAAGAACUGAGCAUAGACACUUUUGAAGAAGGCAAUCAUCUGAAAGAUGUGGAGAAUUUAUUGUUGCCUUUGACUUAUGAUAUUUCAUCUUUCCUGGUAGCAGUGUUUAUAGCAUACUACGGAGGGAAAGGAAACAUACCAAGAUGGGUUACAUUUGCCUCCUUUUUAGUGGGAUUUGGAUCACUUUUAUUUGCUUACCCAUACUUUACUGAGGGAGAUUUUAAAGCAAAUGUAGAUAUUGAAGAAGAUAUUUGCCAAGAAAUGAAGACUGUCCAGGCUUGCAGGAAAACUGUAUCAUCAUUCCAUGUGAAAUAUUUAGUUUCCUUCAUCCUGGGGCAGACUGUGCAGGGAGUAGCAGCAAUGAUUCUUUAUAUCCUUGGCAUAGUCUUUAUUGACAACAGUGUUGCCAUACACUCAGCUGGUAUUUAUAUAGGUAUAAUGGAAGCUUCCUUUGUAUUUGGAUGUUCUCUGAGUUAUGGGAUAGCAGCACCCCUUUUGAAGGGCACUAAGAACAGAACUUCUGCAAUUAAUGUUGAAGACAGUUAUGACAUUCAAAGCUGGCUGCAGCAUUGGUGGAUUUAUUUUGGUAUGGUUUCACUUAUUGCAUGGUCUACAUUAAUACCAUUGUCAUGCUUUCCACACAGUGUACGAGGUACAGCAAAGAUAAAAGCUGAGAAGCGUAAGCAGCCUCAUCAAUUCGGUGGACAGAUUAAAGAUAAGGAAUUUGAAACUAGUAUCAAGGAUUUAUUUGCUACUAUUUGGGUUCUGUUGAAGAAUCCAAUAUUAAUAUGCCUAGCUCUGACUAAAGCUGCAGGAUCUUUUGUUUUUAUUGGAGCUUCUGAAUAUUUGCCUUUGUAUAUAGAAAAUCAGUUUUCGUUAACACGCUCUAUAGCAACUAAAAUUGCAGGAUUUGUUUUACUUCCAGCAGGUGGACUUGGCGAGCUUCUGGGAGGUAUCAUUGUUUCCACGUUACACAUGUCUUGUAAAGCCCUUAUGAGAUUUAUAAUGGUUACAUCUGCUGUAUCACUUAUGUUCUUUGGGUUUGUAAUUUUUAUAAACUGUGCUCCAGUACCGCUUGCUGGGAUCAAUGAAGAUUAUUCCGGAACAGGACAGUUGGGAAACCUGACAGCUCCUUGUAAUUCUCACUGUAGAUGCUCAUCUUCAUUUUAUUCUGCUAUCUGUGGAAGAGAUAAUAUUGGAUAUUUUUCUCCUUGCUUUGCAGGCUGUACACUAUUUAAAACAUUAAAUGAUAGCAAGGCAUACUACAAUUGUUCUUGCAUUCAAGAAGGAUUAACAACCUCGGAUGAGCAAGGUGAUUUUAUUGAUGCUAGACCUGGGGCAUGCAAUACAAAGUGCUAUAAAUUGCCUUUGUUCAUUGCUUUUAUCUUCUCUACGAUUUUAUUUUCUGUUUUAUCUAAUACACCAUGCACCCUGACCAUCCUCCGGAUUGUAUCAGACAAUCAACGUUCUUUGGCCUUGGGUGUGACCUAUGUGAUUUUGAGAAUAUUUGCGACGAUACCUGGACCAAUACUUUUUAAACUGGCAGGAGACUCUUCUUGUCUAUUUCGGGAGACUGAACACUGUAAAAGGAAAGGAAAUUGUUGGAGCUAUGAUAAGAAAAAAAUGGCCUACCUUAUGGUAGGAAUAUGUUCUGUUUGCAAAGUAUUCGCUAUCUUCUUCACUGCUAUUGCAUAUUGCCUGUAUAAAUAUAUAUCAAAGAGAGACGGUGACAGCCUGCAUAUACCUGUAAAGAGUCUAAAAGUAAAAAAAAAGGGAAAGAAGUGAUUUAUAAUUGGAUCAUCGAUGUGGAAGAAUUAUACACUGUCAGUCCAUCAAUGUAAUGCUAUAUUAAUAAAAUUCGAAAUAAUUACAAUAUAGUUAC